AUGCCGAAGGAAAAGAAACCCAAAAAGCCCAAAAAGGCCGUCCCCGAGAUCCAGCCCGUGGAUGGGCUGAGUGCGGUGGAUCGCCAGUUCUACGAAAUCACCAUCAACGACCUGAACCAGAAGUUGGCCCGGUUGCGAACGCACAAUGUGAAGAUCGAGGAACGCAAUGAAGAACUCGAGAGUCGGCUGAAACAGAUCGAGGAAGACCGAGCUGACGUGACGGCGUACCUUGACCGGACGCUGCAGGAGAAGCUCGGCACCAUCGUGGAGUUGGAGGAUAAACUGAGCGAGUUGUCGAAGGUGCGCGAUCAGGAAAACGAGGAAUGCCGCAAGCAAAUCAACACCCUCGAUGGCAAGUACAAGGCAAUGCACGAGCAGCUCACGUCCGAGAUCAAACUGCUCACCGGGAAGCUCAAUUCGAUGGAGGAGUUCCGCUUGCAGCGAGAUGAGCUGAUGGCGAAGUUUGACGCCCAAGACACGGAGCUGAAAGAGCAGAACAAACGCCACAAAUCGACGCUCUACGAGAUGGAGCGAAAGGUCAUCUUGGAUAAGGACCGGCUGCGUAAGGACGUCGAGAAUAAAUUGCUGCAGUUAUCCACCGAGUUCACCAAGUCAUCGGAGAUUCGUGUGGCGGCUCACACGCAGCGCUUGGUGCGUGAAAACAUCGCGCUGAAUAACGAGAUGGACCGUAUGAUCUACACCCAGGAGCGUCUGCAGAAACAGUUCACGGAGCUACGCCGACAGAAUGCGGAACUGCGAAACCAGGCCGAAAUCGACAUUGUCGAGAAGCAGCGACUGAUGCAGACCUGCCAGGAGCGGUUGGACACGAUCAAGCAGCUGACAGAUCAGUUCGAGGCAGUGCUGCAAAAGAACGGUGAACUGAACGCGUUCCGAUUGCGAGCUGGCGAGCUGGAGAGUGAGAACAAGUCCACCCGCAAGGACUACAACCAGCUGCGACAGAAGGUGCGCGUGCUCGAGCAGUACGUCCAUUACAUCAACUCUGACCGGCAGGGAUUGCGUUCGGACUCUGAACACCACCGGCGGGAGUUUGAGCGCAUCUCGGAGAUCCUAAAGACGGUGCGGUACACUGUGCGAUCUGCGUUUAAGGGUGAGGAUGAGGACUCCGAUCUGCCCUACCAGGAGAUCAAGCGAAAACGGCUCAUUGCGGACCUGUUGAAUACGCUGAACGAACUCGAGAUGCAGUCCAGGGUGGAGCAAUCUGUCGAGACGAUCGUCGCUUCGUUGACGGAGUUGUACGAUCAGGGUGAUCUUGGCGUUAUUCCGCGUGAGUCCAUGGACACGAUCCUGCGUAAGACCCAGGGAUGCGAUGAAGCGAGUGAGUCCGCCAUAAUCAGCUCCAGCACGACGGCAUCUCCCGUUGGUGGAGAUGACAGGGCCGACGAGGCUAGCAAGACAACCCUGGGCGAUGAGGAUGCGGGCAUCAUCGAUGUUGUCAGUGGAUCGCGGCUUGUGUUCGUUGGUUCGAACGAAUCACUGGAAGAAGUCGAAGAAGGUGGCGCGGCUGAAGAUCAGGAGCAUGCUGAAGGCGAUGAGGACGAAUCGGACGAGGGCGAGCGGAAGAAGCGACAGGCAGAAGGCGACGAAGAGGAACCGGAAGAUGAAGCAGAGUUCGGAGAUGAUGAAGCCAGCCAGCAGCAGCAAGGAUCAGUCGCGGACGGUGUCAUCGUUGAUGCACCCGAAUCGAUCGAGGACGAAACGAUCGAGUUUGCUGGUUCGAAGAGUGAAUCGGAUUGAGAAUAAACGGAAAUGGCCAUACUGGGGGUU
Anopheles nili is the source of this 1785-nucleotide messenger RNA. Its product is annotated as cilia- and flagella-associated protein 157. Bases 1 to 1755 code for a protein of 584 amino acids. NCBI's taxonomy places the organism in Eukaryota, Metazoa, Arthropoda, Insecta, Diptera, Culicidae. The record is from RefSeq and is a predicted model, not a curated record. The transcript has a single exon. Gene Ontology annotation, molecular function: microtubule binding. Gene Ontology annotation, cellular component: ciliary basal body; cilium.